Molecule: messenger RNA, 6855 nt
Organism: Terrapene triunguis (Three-toed box turtle)
Lineage: Eukaryota; Metazoa; Chordata; Testudines; Emydidae
Product: zinc finger CCCH domain-containing protein 11A
Exons: 18
Coding region: 3195-5651 (818 amino acids)
Molecular function (GO): metal ion binding
Source: RefSeq, a predicted model, not a curated record
AGCAUUAUGUCCAUUUUGUAGACCAGAAAACUGACACCUGACUUAGUGAGAAAGGUGGGAUUAAAAUUGGGGCGUUCCUGGCUCCUGAUCUUGUGUUCAGAUUGUCCUAAUAAACACCACGUAGGUUUUUUAAUAUAAACAUUAAUAAAAAUAACUAUUUUUUUAAAAAUAAUUAAAAAUACAAAAACAGGUCAAUAAUAAAGAGAGCAAAAUAGGAUUCAUGCUUUAAAAUCAUAAAGAGCACUAGGUAGGUAUCUGUAGUUGAUAAGCAUGGUGCUGGCAGUAGUAACUGAAUAGUGCUCCCUUAUGACACCUAUUAAGGUAUAAAAAUGUUCCCUCUCUGGACUUCUCUCCCCCAUAAUCCCAGCAUACUGUUGAAAGGCCAUGGACUAAUGCUCACUGGCAAACUGAAAAGAUGGAUGAGUGACUAACAUAGUUUUUCAGUGUUGAGAAAGACAGGGCUCUAAAAUGAACUGGGCAAAUGUUCGCUGUAUUCUUGGCUUCCUUUAGUGAGGGUGAAGUGUGUGACCCCAGCUUUUUAUUUCUUCUCACUGGUCUCUAGUUAUUGUUUUGAUAUAACUAAGCUCCUGUACAAAAUGAAAUUACAAUGUGAACCACAGCUCAAUCUCAAUGUGAACACCAGUGUAAUUUUCAGGAUUUGAUUGGCUUUGAAGUUCUUAAUCAGUUUCUGAUGCAAGCUUGCUGAAUGCGCCAGAGUUAUUCAUUUAUUUUAAGCUUUAAGGGGUUAGUUCAGUCGAUUUUCUGUAGUAUUUAAAUUGCUGUUCUAACUAAAGUUAUUUAAAUUUUUUAUUUUUAUUUUUUUAAAGUCUAGUUUCUGUGUUAACAUUUUUUAUUUGUAGUGCUUGUACAGAACUGAGAGGCUUGAGUUGCUUGGUAGUAUAAUUUCAGUGAGGCUAAUUCAAACCCUGGACUGUGUGAAAAGUACUAAGUAUGUGCCGAAGUAUGGAAGGUAAUAUGCAAAUCCAUUGAAAGAAAUAAUCAAAAAUAGCACACAUUAUCAGACAGACCAGGAGGCAUUGUCCGUUACUUGCCAAGAAAUAAGUUUUGGUUUAUGUGGAAAUUGAAAUUGCAUUGAAUUCUGGAGGAUAUUAGUGAAAGUAAAUUUGGCAAAACUUCCCUGUAUCUAAUAUAUGUUAAUUGCACACCGAGAGAACAUUAGUGUAGUUAGAUACAGGUAGACAAAAGUUACCUGGGAUACAAAAUCCAGUUGUAAAGGCAACAAAAGUCAAAAGUGAGUAAUUAUUUAGAUACUAAGGGAAGGACAGAGAUUGAUUCUUACCUUUUUUUAAUUCCCCUUGUCAAGAGUUUAAAACUGAUAACUAGUACAAGAACCCAAUUUUUCCUCUCAUUAUUUUAGAUUUAGGGAAACUCCCUCCCUUUUCUCCCCUCCAACCCCCCCUCCAAAAAAAAUCCUGGAAAAAUUCACUAGUGCGUGAGAAUAAAAGGGUCUAAUCUUAAUAGAAUAGAAUAGGUCUAUUAUUAAUUUGUAAGAACUAUUUCAUUCGAUUUCUUCUAAGGUAGAAUUGGAAGAGAAUUAGCACAGAAAUGUUUCAGUGCUUUUAAUGUAUGCAAUGUUAUUGAAGUCAUAUCAGUCCCAGGUUAUUAGAGAGACAAAGUGGGUGAGGUAAUAUCUUUUAUUGGACCAAAUUCUCUCACCAACAGAAGCUGGUCCAAGAAAAGACAUUACCUCACCCACCUUGUCUCUCUCGGCACUUUUAAUGACACAGGAAUUGGAAUCUCUUACGUUUAGAUCUAAUGGUCAAAAAUGCAGGUUUUAUGGCAUUCAGUAAAAAUAAAUAAACUGAAAUGUCUCAUUUCACAGUGAAAUUAAACUGUUUGUGGUAACUGGAAACACCUUUAGGCUCCUUAUGGUGUCAGUCAUUGGUUGCUAAGAAUUGGAUCCAAGCCAUCCUUUCAGACCUUUGCCAUCUCACGGCGAUGGAUAAUAAUGGAUAUAUGUACCAGGGAACAGUAUAUGGUCACAAACCAAUAGUAUUUGAAAAAUGUAAAAGAAAUUAAAAUUGGCUUCCAAAAAUCAAAAUCAAAAUAUUUCCAAAUUGUGUCUCAUGCAGCUGUGCCUCUUCAAAACUGAGCGUUUCCCUGCUUCUUACAGCUUGCUGUAUUUUAGAACUGCUAUCUUUCUGCAUUUGAUUGCAACUUUAAAAAUAUCUGAUCAGAGCUACAGAUUGUUCUUUACAAUAUGGAUAUCAGACUAUGCAUACUUUGAACGCUUUGAGCACAUAAAUAUGGAUAUACUGUAUGCAUGUACAUGUGUAUAUUUGUGCCAGAUCCAAACUUGCCCAUAUUAUAAAGUAUUGGCCUGAAAGUGUAUUUGUGUGACACUUUUAUAACCCCUCAAUUUUUGCCAUUCCCCCAAAUUUUGAGACACUUUAUGAUGCAUUUUAAGUGACAAAUAGCCCAAUUAUAUCAUUUUUAUUACCACAUUUGAAUAUAUUGGUGUGUGUAUAAACACAUUUGUAUAUAUGUAUAUACAUAUGUAUGUUUAUACAUACAAGUAUGUUUUUGCUAUACAGGUAAUAAAGAUGGGGGAAGGUUUUUGUGUUUUCUUAAUAGGUGAAGAAAUCUUGAAGACCAGAAAUUGGAACUUAUUGAGUUUUAAAUUAAAAAAAAAAAAUUUAAACUGUCCGGCUGUGGAAGAUGGAUCUUCAUUUUUGCAGCCGCUUUGACUCACAAGUUCAUCUUUAAAUGAACUGUUUUUUGAAGAGCUAACUAACCCUCGCUGUCUCCAGUCUGACAGAGAGUAUUCAAAUGGACUUUCUUCCUCCAGUAGUUGUAAGAUGUUUAAAAGCACAGCCUGUGUCUGAAUUGUGGAUGAGAGAUUUCCUUGGCAAUGUGAGGAGAAAAUUCUUUCUAUCCCUUUAUUAUUAAUUCACGGAUUGAGUGUUGGUUCGGCCUACAGGAGAAAUUAAUUGGAAGUCUUUGAAGACCAACGUUCUUGCCGAGGUUAUCCAGACAAAACUCAUAUGACUUGAAAAUACUUCAGAACUGGGAUUUUUUUUGGAACUGGUCAGUUUCAAGGUUACUUUUUAAAGAAGAUUUCACUGAUCACGUCUGAAGAAGAAAGGGUGAAGCCCGUUUUCACUAAGAGAGGAAGAAGUCUGUGUGGAGCAAUAGCCCUGAUAACUUGAGCUUAUUCUAACAAUCUGUCCAGCAUGUCUAAACAAGGAGAUGAUUGCUACUUCUAUUUCUAUUCCACGUGUACCAAGGGGGACAGUUGUCCCUUCCGUCAUUGUGAAGCUGCACUGGGAAACGAGACUGUCUGCACACUCUGGCAGGAAGGGCGCUGCUUCAGGAGUAUCUGCAGGUUUAGGCACAUGGAGAUUGAUAAAAAACGCAGUGAGAUCCCUUGCUACUGGGAGAAUCAGCCAGUUGGCUGUAAGAAAUUAAAUUGCGCUUUCCAUCACAACAAGGGACGCUAUGUCGACGGACUCUUCCUACCUCCAAGCAAAACUGUGCUGCCAAGUAUGACUGAGUCUGUAGAAGAGGAGGUGAAGGUGACCCAGAUCUCGCUGCAGCAGAAUAAACUGUCUGUCCAGUCCAACCCCUCCCCCCAGCUGCGGGGGGUGAUGAAAGUGGAAAACUCUGAAAACGUUCCCAGCCCCACUCAUCCUCCAGUCGUAAUCAAUGCUGCAGAUGAUGAUGAAGAUGAUGACGAUCAGCUUUCUGAAGAAGGAGAUGAAACUAAAACACCUGUUCAACAGCCAGCUACAGAAACCCAUAAUGGAUUGCGGAUAAUUUCUACUCGGAAAUCCAGUGCUAAUUCAAAACAAGAUAACAGUUUGAAUUUUGGAAUAAAAACACUUGAAGAAAUCAAGUCCAAAAAAAUGAAGGAAAAAUCACAAAAACAAGGUGAAGGCCCCUCUGGAGUUUCUGUUUAUCCCCUCCAAUCCCAGACCAUUCCUGGUCCGGAAAAGGAAAACCUACGGACGGUGAUCAGGACUGUUACCUUGUCUGCAAAGCAAGGUGAGGAGCCUCUGAUUCGAUUGAGUCUCUCGGAGAGACUAGGAAAACGGAAACCCUCCAUAGAUGAAAGUGGCCCUCCAUUGAAGCGUAGCCUUGCUGAAAGGCUGGGAAAGAAGCUUGAAUCUCUGGAGAAGACUGACAAAGCACCAAAGAGAGUUCAAGUCCCCAAGUCUCUUAAGGAGAGGCUAGGAUUGCCAGCUGAGCAGACUAGCACGGAGACAGAGAGAGCUGCAAAACCAGCAGGUGAGAUCCGUGUGAAAACACUAGAAGAAAUCCGUCUUGAGAAAGCCAACCAGAGACGGGGAGAACCUCAAACCAAACUCAAGACUGAAGAGACUUGUAGAACAGAAGAUCCUAAUCCAAGGGUGAAACCUUCCCCAACAAUUAGAAUCAAAACCUUUUCUGAGGUUCUGGCUGAGAAAAAAAACAGGGAGUUAGGGGAGGAAGAUCAGCUAAAAGUGGAGGAAAAGCUAAAAGCGGAGGAAAGUCCUACCAAGCCGAAGACUGAGAGUGAGCCCAAGAAGCAGGGCACUGCAGCUCCACCUAUAGCCAGCAAAGGGCAGCUGGAGGAGUCAACAGGCAAAGCCAUGUCAAUAGGGGAGGUGCGCAUUAAAACAUUGGAGGAGAUCAAGCAGGAGAAAGCUCUGAGGAUGCAGCAGAGUGGAGAGAACACCCUAAAUACGCCGCCGCAACCUGAGCUUACUCCCACCGGGAGGAGAUUACUGCGCAUUACAAAGCUGACAGCACCUGGAAGAGAAGAAAAGAAGUUGGUGGAGUCGAGCAUUCCGCCCCUCAGAGCUGGCCCAACAGACAAGGCUGCAGAGUCUUCAGAUGAGAGUGCAAACAACUCUACAGUUCAAAUGAAGAGUUCUCAAGAAAUAGUGAGGGAGAAGCGGCAGCUGAAGCCACGGCAGAAGGAGAAGCUCCAGAAGGAAAUAUCUGCUAUGUCAUCCCCUGGAGAAGAAACGAUUGAAGAGAAGAGCCCAGUGGCCGGAAGUCCUGAAUCCACUGUGACGCCUGGGGCAACUCGUCGGUUGACAAAGAGACUGACUGUGAAAUCAGAGGAAGCAGUGAUGGAAAGUCCAGGAACAGAGGGUUCAGUACUACCAGUGAAACAUGCAGCUCAGUCUCUGGAGCGAAAGGCUAAAGCCAAACCCAAGGUGACUGUGAAGCCAUCAGGCGUGAAAACCAUCUCCCCUGCAAAACAGGCCCUGAAACGUAAGGUGGCUGAAAGUCAUCCUUCUGCCAUAGCAGCUGUGAAACCACUAAGCAGCACUAGCAGUGACUUGAAGGAGCUCCCAGCUAAAAAAGCAGCUGUGACUACUGUUCUAGCCGUGCCAGAGGAUAGUCCGGCCACUGUACCGGAGAGAGCAAAAUCCAGAGACAGCCCUGAGUUGCAUAUAGGAAGCCAAGCAGCCUCUGUGGCUCAAUCAGAGAUGUCAAGCCCAACCUCUUCACAGGCAGCAGUCAAGACCCGCAGGCUGAGCUCCACCACAGCUGGGAAAGCACCCUUAUCCGUAGAAGAUGACUUUGAGAAGCUGAUUUGGGAAAUCUCUGGAGGCAAACUGGAAGCAGAGAUUGAUCUGGACCCAGGGAAAGAUGAGGAUGACCUCCUGCUUGAACUAUCUGAAAUGAUUGACAGCUGAACCAGACUUAUACUUACCUUUUAAAACAAAAAACAUUUUAAACUCUAUUUUGUUGGAUACCCAAGAUAAACCUUUUUCUUCUAUAUGAGGCUUUGCCACAAGUCUUUAAGUACACUUGAACUGAUAGAAAUUGGCAAUAUCUGCACUCAAUUGUCGUUAAUUUCCCUGCAGGUCAGAGUUAAGAGCCUGUGUACGCAUCCUGUUUCCACAGGCGGCUAUUUUGAAUAUGUGAGGACAAAGCACUUCAGAGUUUCAGGCCAGAAAGAUCCUGGAGCCCAUCUAUAAAGCCUGGGGGUGUAAACUUCUUCCACUGAUUUAAGGCUGUGAAGGCUUUAAAAAAAAAAUUUUUUUUUUUCUCAGCAAGGUGUGCAAAACUCAGUGUGUUUCAAAGCUUUUGGCAACUCUUGAGUUGUAUUUGUCCUUCUUGUUUUAACAUUCUAGCAAAAAAUAAUGAAAAAGUGGGGAGAGAAGGAUAAUUACUACAGUAAUGUGGGCCAAACAUACUGCCAAAGGUGCGGGAUCGGGUUAGUCCAUCCAGCCUUACUUCCUUUUAAUUAUCAGGGACAACACAAUAUCAGUAUGGAAAGCAGCAGCUAUACAGUACACGAAGACUGCCUUCCUCCCUUUGAAUCAUACUGUUCUAAAUCUUGGGGGGUUGGUACUUUUUGUUGACUGAGUAAGGUCCUGGGGCAACUGGUGUAACCCCUCUUGGUCUGCUGCACAUCAGUAAAUUGAAAAUGGGUCUUAAAAGUGCCUCUCAUUUCCAAGAAUCUCUUCCCUCUUCUGCUGACUUUUCUUCUACUGAGAAGCGGUAGCUGCUGGCACUGAUGGGGAAAACACUUUUAGCUUUCUUUGAACCCCAAUUCGCUGUAUUGGCUUGUUUGAUUUGAUGUAGCACUAUGCUGGAAUUCAGCCAAUAGGAAGCAUGUGUCAAGUCAGGCAAGUCUUAGAAGUGUCAGAGCAAACUCUGUUCCCGCCCCUGUCCUGUGGAUACCUUUCUCUCUUCUCACCCUUCAUUUCUCUAUAACUCCCCCCUCCUCCGGCCUGAACUAAUUAUUUAGGAAGUACACACCUGGGGUUGGGAUGUUAGGAAAACUAGUCUUCUGUGCUUGACAGUCCAUUUGUCUGAACUGUGUACAUGGAGAGAAUGAUUGAGAUUGGGGUGUAUUGUGUAUCCCAUCACCUAUGUUCAUUUUGACCAUAA